AUGGCGGACGAGGCUCAGAUUGCAGCGAGUGUGCAAGCUCGUGCCGCACGAGUUCAAGGUCUGUUGGCGCAGCGUAAGAAUGAAGAGGCAGUGCGUGUAGCUUUGGAGGAUCCGCCACUUUUGUCCAAGAACGAAGUAGUAAAGGACGAGAAUGCAAAGGUUGUGAUAGGGGCUCUACUGGCUUGCAACAAGGGCGAAAUGCAAAGAGCUAUCGACUCACUUCCAAGCUCCUUGGAGGAUAUACUCAUGAAAUACAUCAUGCGCUUUCUCGGCAUCGCUUCACAAAGUGCAAUCAUGCUCGAAUGGCACCAAAAGCUGAUGGCAAAGGCCGGAUCGGGCUGUGCGAUGCGCGCCUUCACUGAUCGAAAACAAGUUUGA
Plasmopara halstedii is the source of this 378-nucleotide messenger RNA. RefSeq names its product actin related protein 2 3 complex. Gene Ontology annotation, cellular component: Arp2/3 protein complex; cytoplasm; actin cytoskeleton. The transcript has a single exon. NCBI's taxonomy places the organism in Eukaryota, Oomycota, Peronosporomycetes, Peronosporales, Peronosporaceae. Bases 1 to 378 code for a protein of 125 amino acids. The record is from RefSeq and is a predicted model, not a curated record. Gene Ontology annotation, biological process: regulation of actin filament polymerization; Arp2/3 complex-mediated actin nucleation. Gene Ontology annotation, molecular function: actin filament binding.